CGAAAAUGCAGAGAAUGCCUGGGACUUGCUGAGCAAAUUCAAACCAUGUUCCAUGAAGCUGACUUUACUCUUCGAACAAGGGAUGGCUAUGAGAUUCAUUGUCGACGCCUUCAACAAUCUGAACACUUCAGCGUAACAUUUGGUUUAAAUAGGAGGUCUGAGCUGAACAACUCCAGAUUUUACCAUGUUGUCGGUGGAUUAUCAGCUGAUGCAAUGCACGAUGUUUUGGAGGGUACCCUGCAGUAUCAUACCAAAGAGAUUCUGAAAUACUUUAUUCUAGAAAAGAAAGCAUUCUCUUUGGAUGAACUGAAUAAGAGAAUCACCUCCUUUAUUAUGGGUAUCUACCACAACGAUUCUAACAAACCUGCGCCAAUUUUGCGGACAAAACUCACAUCUGAUGAUAACAGUCUCAAACAACAUGCAAAUGAGAUGUGGUGUUUAGGUCUAUUUUUGCCGCUCCUGGUUGGCGAGUUUAUCGACGAAGAUGACGACCAUUGGACUGCAUACUGCACACUACUAGAAAUAGUACGUAUUGUCUUCUCUCCGCUGGUAAGCAAGGAGCAGAUACCGUAUCUUCAAGUGCUCAUCCAGAAUCACCACGAGAGCUUUAAAGCCUUGUAUCCUCAUGCCUCGAUCAUUCCAAAAAUGCAUUACAUGAUUCACAUGCCAAGGACAAUGCUACGGUGA
This is a messenger RNA of Dendronephthya gigantea, 687 nucleotides long. RefSeq lists its product as uncharacterized. Bases 46 to 687 code for a protein of 213 amino acids. The transcript is spliced from 4 exons. NCBI's taxonomy places the organism in Eukaryota, Metazoa, Cnidaria, Anthozoa, Malacalcyonacea, Nephtheidae. The record is from RefSeq and is a predicted model, not a curated record.